AUGGCUACUCAUCUUGCCUCCCUUUCCACUCCUUUCGUUGCCUCCCCGAAGCUUGUUCCUAGUACUAAGGCUGGGUUCAAGCCAUGGAAAACCACCCUAGUCAGAUGUGAGCCUAGGGCUGAGGGGUCCGGUAGGUCUACUGCUCAAAGGAGGCCUUCAAGAUACCAGUCAACAUGGAACUAUGACUUCAUCCAGUCCAUUACCCAUACAUGGAAACGACGGCAGAUCGAAACACAAAGGACCAGAGUUGAAGAAUUGAGAAGAGAAGUCCGACAAAUCAUAACAUCGACAGGUGAGCAAGUGGCUCAGUUGGAGCUCAUCGAUUCACUCGAACGAUUAGGUGUAGCCUAUCACUUUGAGAGUGAGAUCAGGCGGUCGCUAGAUGUCAUAUCCACGAGCACAAGAGGAUUUGAGGACAUGUACUCAUCUUCACUUCGGUUCAGAACUCUGAGGCAAUAUGGCUACAAUGUUUCUGCAGAGUGCUUUAGUAGGUUUAGGGACCAGUCUGGCCGGUUCUUUGAAAAUCUUCGCAAGGAUGUGAGAGGGUGGUGGAGGGACUUGGGCUUGGGCGAGCACAUUAGCUUUGCUAGAGAUAGGCUGGUGGAGAGCUACUUUAUGGCAGUGGGAAAGAUGCAUGAGUCACAGUUCUCACAGUACAGGAUGCAACUCGCUAGGGUCUCCUAUUUGAUGGCCACUGUUGAGGACAUCUUCGGUGAGCAUCAGUCUGUUGAGGAACUCGAACGCUUUGUGCAAGUUGUUGAGAGGUGGGAUCUUCAAGCAACAGAGCAACUGCCACAGUCAUUGAGGGUCUUCUGUGCGGCUGUGUACAAUACAACUAACCAAAUUAGCUACACUGUUCUUAGGAGGCACGGCCAUGAUAUUACCUCACACAUGAGGAGAUGGGUGAGUGUGUGCAGAGCUUACUUGGUUGAGGCAAUGUGGCACCGUGCCUGA
Nymphaea colorata (pocket water lily) is the source of this 954-nucleotide messenger RNA. Its product is annotated as geraniol synthase, chloroplastic-like. The transcript has 6 exons. Gene Ontology annotation, molecular function: terpene synthase activity; magnesium ion binding. Bases 1 to 954 code for a protein of 317 amino acids. The record is from RefSeq and is a predicted model, not a curated record. Lineage: Eukaryota; Viridiplantae; Streptophyta; Magnoliopsida; Nymphaeales; Nymphaeaceae.